AUGACGGAGCGGAACGGAAGAGUUAUUUUAAGACAACGACUGCUCCCUGUGCCGCAGUCCGGCCCCUCGAUCCCUACCUCCCGUUGGCGCAAAACCGAAAGUCGGACUCCUGCAGAUAGCCGCCCCGUCCCGAUGGAGUGUCGCGCCAACAUCUCGGUGACGGAGAGCCAGUUCCGCUGUGCCAUCUGCCUGGACGUCCUCCAGGACCCGGUGUCCAUCCCGUGCGGACACACCUACUGCAUGGCGUGCAUCAACGGCUACUGGGACCAGGCCGAGCCUCCGGCGCACUUCAGCUGCCCGCAGUGCCGCGAGGCGUUCAGCCCGCGGCCGGUGCUCCGCCGGAACACGGUGCUGGCCGAGGUGGUGGCCAAACUCAAGCCCACGCAAGCCGGCGCCGCCGCGUCGGAGCUCUCCCCGCCACCAGAGCUCUACCUGGGCGUCGCGGGCCAGGUGCCGUGCGACUUUUGCCCGCCGCUGAACAAGCUGGCGGCGGCCAAGUCGUGUAUGGUGUGCCUGACCUCCUUCUGCGAGGUCCACGUCUUGCCCCAUCGGGAAGUGAGCUCCUUGCGGCGCCACAAGUUGGUGGCCGCCGUGGAGUGUCCCGCCCAGCGGUUGUACGCGCAACACCGCCGCGGCUGCAGCGACGAUGACGAGCCGGAGGAGGCCGCGGCGGACUGGAGCGGAGACUGUCUGCUGUGCGAGGCCGACCGAGAGGAGGCGCACCCUGCGGAGGCGCAGAGGGCGCGGAGACAGGUUCAGCUUCAGGAGUCUCAGAGGACGGUUCGGUGCAAAAUCCAAAGCUGCGAGCGAGAGCUGGAGGAGUUCCAGCAGAGUUUGGAAGCCCUCAAGGCGUCCGCUUCGGCCGUUUUGGAGGACAGCGAGAUGCUCUUUGCUGACAUGGCAGUACGACUGGAGAAGACCAAGGCCGAGGUGCGAGCGCGCGUGGAGGCUCGCGAGCGAGCGUUGGUGGGUCGCGCCCAGCGAGAUGCCGACACGCUGGGGAAAGAUCUGGAAGAACUGCGCGGGCGAGACCAGGAGAUUGCGCAACUUCUUCAGACUCAGGACAACGAACACUUUCUGCAGGCGGCGCCGCUGCUGUGCCUUCCCGUCCUGGCCGCCGCCCGGCCCUCGGUGACGUCCGCCCCCCCCGCGGAGGCCUUCGGCGGGGUCAGCAGGGCCCUGGGGAGACUCCGCAGCCACUUGGAGGACGUCUGCAGGGAGGAGGUGGACUCCAUCAGCAGGGCGGUGAACGAGAACAACGCGCGGGCCGGCGAGGGAGUUAAAGGCGGCGUGAACGCGGCCGCCGCCAACGUCAAGCCUCGGCGUUCCCCUCGACAUUCCAGACAAGAUGACGCGCACGCAUUUCCGUCGUCCCCGGCGUCCUCGCUGCCUCUGCAGCCGGCCGACCAAAGGAUGAGGGCCGUCUUCCUCAGGUUUUCUUGUCAUCUGUCCUUGGACCCGGACACGGCCCACCCCACCCUGGUCCUCUUUGACGGCGGCCGGGGCGCCCACUGCGGCGAGGAGCUUCAGCCGUACCCGGCGCACCCCCAGCGCUUCGACUCGGUGGCUCAGGUCCUGUGCGGCCAGGGCCAGUUCGGCGACGCCGGCUACUGGGAAGUGGAGUGGCGGGGCGGAGGAUGGAUCGACAUCGGCGCCACCUACAGGCGAAUCGGGCGCAAAGGGGGCGGCAAACCGUGCCUGCUGGGCCGCAACGAGAACUCGUGGCGACUGCGCUGCACGCACGCCGGUUACGCCGCCUGGCACGACAACCGCAAGACCACGGUGGCCGCGCCGCCGUGCCCGCGCAUCGGCGUCUUCCUGGAGCGCCACAAGGGGGCGCUGUCCUUCUACAGCGUGUCCGACAGCAUGGUGCUGCUGCAUACCUUCCCAUGUGCCUUCUCGCAGCCCAUUUACCCGGCCUUCCGCCUGGACCUGGACUCCACCCUGGUCCUCUGCCCUCAGGAUGCUGCUACUCCUCCAGCGCAGUGAACAUGGAAGAAUUUUCAAAUACAGUCAAUUACUAACAAGAUUAACAUGGCUUUAUAUCGCUAAAAACAAUCUAUGACAAAUAUUAUUAUUUUCAGUUUGGCCAUAGCACUUUGUGUAAAAGUGAGAAAAGAGAAAACGAUAAAAUACACAACGUUAAUGUACGUGAAA
Molecule: messenger RNA, 2157 nt
Organism: Syngnathus typhle (broad-nosed pipefish)
Lineage: Eukaryota; Metazoa; Chordata; Actinopteri; Syngnathiformes; Syngnathidae
Product: E3 ubiquitin/ISG15 ligase TRIM25-like
Exons: 10
Coding region: 1-1989 (662 amino acids)
Molecular function (GO): protein binding
Source: RefSeq, a predicted model, not a curated record